AUGCCACUGAAACAUUAUCUCCUUUUGCUGGUGGGCUGCCAAGCCUGUGCUGUGGGCUGGGCCUACUAUGGCUGCCCUCACGAGUGCACCUGCUCCAGGGCUUCCCAGGUGGAGUGCACGGGGGCACGCAUUAUUGUGGUACCCACGCCGCUGCCCUGGAACGCCAUGAGCCUGCAGAUCCUCAACACGCACAUCACUGAGCUCAACGAGUCCCCGUUCCUCAACAUCUCAGCCCUGAUCGCCCUGCGGAUCGAGAAGAAUGAGUUGUCCCACAUCGCGCCCGGCACCUUCCGUAACCUGGGCUCACUGCGCUACCUCAGCCUCGCCAACAACAAGCUCCAGGUUUUGCCCGUCGGCCUCUUCCAGGGCCUGGACAACCUCGAGUCACUCCUCCUAUCCAGCAACCAGCUGGUGCAGAUCCAGCCGGCUCACUUCACCCGCUUCAGCAACCUCAAGGAACUGCAGCUGCACGGCAACCACCUGGAGUAUAUCCCUGACGGGGUCUUCGAUCACCUGGUGGGCCUCACCAAGCUCAACCUGGGCAAGAACAGCCUCACCCACCUCUCACCCAGGGUCUUCCAGCGCCUGAGCAACCUCCAGGUCCUUCGGCUGUAUGAGAACAGGCUUUCGGACAUCCCCAUGGGCUGUUUUGACGGGCUCGCCAACCUCCAGGAGCUGGCCCUGCAGCAGAACCAGAUUAGUAUGCUGUCGCCCGGCCUCUUCCACAACAACCGUAACCUCCAGAGGCUCUAUCUGUCCAACAACCACAUCUCCCAGCUGCCCCCCGGCAUCUUCAUGCAGCUUCCCCAGCUCAACCGGCUCACGCUCUUCGGCAAUUCCCUGAAGGAGCUCUCUCCGGGCAUCUUUGGACCCAUGUACAACCUGCGUGAGCUCUGGCUCUACGACAACCACAUCACCUCCCUCCCGGACAAUGUCUUCAGCAGCCUCCGCCAAUUGCAGGUCCUAAUCCUCAGCCGCAACCAGAUCAGCUACAUCUCUCCGGAUGCCUUCAGUGGGCUGGUGGAGCUCCAGGAGCUGUCCCUGCACACCAAUGCCCUGCAGGAGCUGGACGGGAACGUCUUCCGCAUGUUGGCCAACCUGCAGAACAUCUCCCUGCAGAACAACCGCCUCAGACAGCUCCCAGGGAACAUCUUUGCCAACGUCAAUGCUCUCAUGACCAUCCAGCUGCAGAACAACCAGCUGGAGAACCUGCCCUUGGGCAUCUUCGAUCACCUGGGGAAGCUGUGCGAGCUGCGGCUCUAUGACAAUCCCUGGAGGUGUGACUCAGGCAUCCUUCCUCUCCACAACUGGCUCCUAGUCAACAGGGCCAGGCUGGGGACAGACACCGUCCCCGUGUGUUUCAGCCCAGUCAGUGUCCGAGGCCAGUCCCUCAUCAUCAUCAAUGUCAAUGUCGUUGUCCCCAGUGUCCAGGGUACAGGGGUCCCCGAGGAGCCCACCUACCCAGAGACACCGACGUACCCAGACACGUCCAGCCACUCCAACACCACCUCCAUCUCCUCCACCACUGACGUCACCAGCACCACGCCGGCCAACAGCAAUCUGACCACCAUCGAGACCACUAGUAGCCCUCACACAGCGGGCAGGAGCGGGGUCGAAUUCGGGCUGGCCGUUGCUGCCAUUGUCAUUGGCAUCAUUGCCCUGGCCUGCUCCCUGGCUGCCUGCAUCUGCUGUUUCUGCUGUAAGAAGAGGAGCCAUACGGUCCUGAUGCAGAUGAAGGCACCCAAUGAGUGUUAGAGAGGCAAGCUGGAGACGGGGCUGAGGAAGGGCGGGAGCCCAGAGGAUCCGAGGUUUUAUUGCUUCACCUCCACCCCUGGGUCCACAGAGCCCUCCCCUGCUCCCCUCUAUCUGGUCCCCGAGAGAAAGGUACCCGCACCUUUUUCUGACCUGCCUGGUUCUCCUGUAGUAGAGGUUCUUGCAUAGCCUUCUUACCACCAGGAGAUCUAACCCACCAUGGCAAAAACCCUGCAGUGCUCCCAAUUCACACCCCUGGGCUUCUUCCAAGAAAGCCCCUCUUCUAAAACUUCACCAGCUCUCCUCCAAAAACCACCUUCCCUGCGUCUGUGCCCCUGCCAGCCUCUAUAGAC
Messenger RNA from Hippopotamus amphibius kiboko, 2105 nucleotides. It is a transcript of the gene LRRC15, whose product is annotated as leucine rich repeat containing 15. Gene Ontology annotation, molecular function: protein binding. Gene Ontology annotation, cellular component: extracellular matrix. NCBI's taxonomy places the organism in Eukaryota, Metazoa, Chordata, Mammalia, Artiodactyla, Hippopotamidae. Bases 1 to 1755 code for a protein of 584 amino acids. The transcript has a single exon. The record is from RefSeq and is a predicted model, not a curated record.